CAACACAAUGUUCUCCAAACUGGUAGCUCUCUGCGCUGUAGUGGCGGUGUCCUCGGCCGGACUCCUGCCUGCCCCUGUACACUACUCUUCAGCGGCCGCCGUCUCUUCUCAGAGCAUCGUCCGACACGACGAGAACGCGACUCCCGUUGCCAAAUUGGCCGUCGCUGCCCCCGUCGCUUACCACGCUGCCCCUGCUGCAGUCGCCUACCACGCUGCCCCCGCCGCUGUCACUUACCACGCUGCCCCCGCCGCCGUCACUUACCACGCUGCCUCUGCUCCCGUCGCCUACCACGCUGCUCCCGCAUCCAUCGCCUAUCACGCCGCUCCCGUCGCUAAAGUUGUUGCCCAGCCUGAGGAAAUCGCUUACCCCAAAUACGAGUACAAUUACUCCGUUGCUGACGGACACACCGGUGACAACAAACAACAACAAGAGGUCCGUGAUGGUGAUGUCGUGAAGGGCUCAUACUCCUUCCACGAAGCUGAUGGCUCUAUCAGAACCGUGGAGUACUCCGCUGACGACCACAACGGUUUCAACGCCGUAGUACACAACAGCGCCCCCACCGCUGCUCCCGCCUACAUCAAGGCCGCACCAGUCGUCGUCAAGACCCCCGUUUACGCCGCCCCCGUACACCAAUACUACCAUUAA
This is a messenger RNA of Nymphalis io (European peacock), 646 nucleotides long. Its product is annotated as cuticle protein 8-like. The record is from RefSeq and is a predicted model, not a curated record. The transcript has 3 exons. Lineage: Eukaryota; Metazoa; Arthropoda; Insecta; Lepidoptera; Nymphalidae. Gene Ontology annotation, cellular component: extracellular matrix. Bases 8 to 646 code for a protein of 212 amino acids.